UAUUUCCCCAGAGUUUCAAGUUUGAAACUUGAUUCCUUUUUACUUCUAUCUAGUCUGUUUCUCUCCCUGAAUCUCCUUCCCAUCUUUCAGGAUUCAUGGCUGAAUCUCAUUUACUUCAGCACCUGUCAUUCCUACUCUUUCUUUCUGUGCUUACUUUUGCUCAAAAUGAAACCCAUUUCAUCUACAAUGGUUUCAAAGGAGCCAAUCUGCAUCUUGAUGGGCUUGCUGACAUCCGUUCAAAUGGCCUUUUACAACUUACAAACACUUCUCAACAACAAAGUGGUCAUGUUUUCUACCCACAACCUGUCAAACUUAAUGCUACUCGAUCCUUCUCGACUAGUUUUGUUUUUGCCAUGUAUCCUGAUAUUGAAGCUCAUGGAGGACAUGGACUUGCCUUUGUGAUCUCCUCAUCCAUGAACUUUGAUCAUGCUGUUCCCGCUGAGUAUCUUGGACUUUUCAAUACUACCAACAAUAACCUCCAAUCUAAUCAUAUCUUUGCUGUAGAAUUUGACACUGUUCAAAAUGCUGUUUUUGGGGAUAUUGAUGGUAACCAUGUUGGUAUUGAUAUUAAUAGCCUUACCUCUAUCGUCUCUGCUUCAGCAGCAUACAUCGAUGACAAAGAACAAACGAAUAAGACUCUUGAGCUUACUAGCCGCAAAGCUAUGCAAGUUUGGAUCGACUAUGAUGGAGAUGAGAAGCUAAUGAAUGUGUCAAUAGCUCCACUUAAAAACUCUAAACCAACCAAGCCUCUUUUGUCUACUCAUCUCAAUCUAUCUUCUGUACUUCUUAAUUCCAUGUUUGUCGGUUUCUCUGGAUCUACCGGUAUAACUGCAAAUGAGCAUUACUUGUUAGGUUGGAGUUGGAGUCAAAUCGGGCAAGCUCAAGGUUUCAAUUUUGACGUGCUUCCUCCACUUCCUAAGGUUAUAAAACAAAAACGAAACCUCGAAACACUUCUAAUAGUACUUAUUGUAGUUUUUGUUCUUUUGUUGGUUCUUAUUGCGGGAGUUGCAUACUUGCUAAGGAGGAAAAUGUUUGAAGAGGUUAAGGAACCAUGGGAAAAUGAAUAUUCCUCUCAUAGAUUCUCAUUCAAAGAUCUUUAUUUUGCAACCAAAGGAUUUAAAGACUCUGAACUUCUUGGCUCUGGAGGUUUCGGGAAGGUUUAUAAAGGUUUGCUACCUAAUACCGAAACCCAAGUUGCAAUUAAGAGAGUUUCCCAUGAUUCUAGGCAAGGGAUGAGGGAAUUUGUCGCUGAAAUUGUUAGCAUGGGUAGGUUAAGACACCGAAACUUGAUUCAACUCCUAGGCUAUUGCCGAAGAAAAGGAGAACUUCUUUUGGUGUAUGAUUACAUGCCUAAUGGAAGCCUUGAUAAGGUCCUGUUUCGGAGCAGCGAUUUUAGUUGUAACCCUUCUUGGUCGCAGAGAAUGAAUAUUAUGAAGGGGGUCGCAUCUGCCCUGCUCUACCUACAUGAAGAAUGGGAACAAGUCGUUCUUCAUCGUGAUGUGAAGGCAAGUAAUGUUUUAUUAGACGCUGAUAUGAAUGCUAAACUAGGUGAUUUUGGACUUGCUAGAUUAUAUGAUCAUGGAAGUAAUCCUAGAAGUACCAACAUUGUUGGAACAGUGGGAUAUCUUGCACCCGAACUCAGUAUAACAGGCAAGCCAACACCAGCAACCGAUGUGUUUGCAUUUGGAGUAUUUUUACUUGAGGUGGCUUGCGGAAAACAGCCUUUUCGGCUGCUUAAUUUUGACGGUGAAGAUAUGAUUUUGGUUGAAUGGGUUUUUGAUUGCUGGAAGAAGGGCGAUGUUCUUCAAACGAGCGAUCCUAAACUGGGAGGAUAUUAUAUUGAUGAAGAAAUGGAACUUGUUCUAAAACUCGGCUUGCAUUGUUCGCAUCCAAAACCGGAAAUUAGACCGACUAUGAGACAGGCGGUUCAAUUUCUUCAGAAGGAUGCAGUUUUACCAGAUGUACCAUCUGAUUAUGAUCUUGAAAGGAAUGGUCUGUUUGAUGAUUGUUGGGGAGUAUCUGCUUCAUUUCCAUCCUCAUUUCAGGUGUCAGCUAACACUUUCUUUACUGAUAACUCAAUCCGUCAUCAUGGCCGUUGAAUUCAGUCAGUUACAUAUAAUUGGAGGAUUAGAUUACUUAAUUUCGGAGCUUUUGUAUAAUUAUAUGUAAAAAUAAUUGUUUUCUCUUGAAAUCAUGUUGUUUCUUUGUUUUCAUGAACUUAAGUUAUCUGUAAAAGUUCAUGUUUCUGAAACCUGAUGUAAAUAAUUUCUCUGAAAUUGUUUAUAUACAUAAUAAUAUUAAUUGGGAG
Amaranthus tricolor (Joseph's coat) is the source of this 2308-nucleotide messenger RNA. Its product is annotated as L-type lectin-domain containing receptor kinase SIT2-like. The transcript has a single exon. Gene Ontology annotation, molecular function: protein kinase activity; carbohydrate binding; ATP binding. Gene Ontology annotation, cellular component: plasma membrane. The record is from RefSeq and is a predicted model, not a curated record. Gene Ontology annotation, biological process: protein phosphorylation. NCBI's taxonomy places the organism in Eukaryota, Viridiplantae, Streptophyta, Magnoliopsida, Caryophyllales, Amaranthaceae. Bases 96 to 2099 code for a protein of 667 amino acids.